AUGGCUUUAGUUCGACGGAACAGUUACCACUUCCGUUUUAGCGUUCAAUUCUACGAUGUUGGAAACAACAGUAUGGUAGAGGGAAAUAUCUUCUCUGUAAAACCUAUAACGUACAAUAGAGACAUUGAUGGUCCUGUUAACUGCAAUAUAACAGUUGACGAUAUGAUGGAUAUAAUGAAUAUGUAUGAGGGAAGAAAACUGCAGUGUUUGCCGUAUAUGUAUCUUGUGGGGGUGGCCAAGUGCGGCACGACUGAUUUGUUCAAAAGGAUCACCCUUCAUCCAGAUUUUAAGGCACCAACAAGGAAAGAACCAAAUUGGUUGUCAGCGAACCGUUUUUGUGAGGCAAGUGUCAAUACUUUUGAGGGAGCACAUUUCUGGCCCUACCUCGGGUCGAAUGUUGGUCAUGAUGAACCAGUUGAAAACAACGCUGAGUACAUCUAUCAUAUGAACAGCCAAGCAAGGAUACUCAUCAACGUUAGAAAUCCUGUUGAUAGGUUGUGGUCAGAGUAUCUGGCUUUCUCAAGAAGUGCAAACAAGUCGGCAGAGAUAUUCCAUCAGAUUGUUGUUAGGGAACUGAGUAUAUAUAACAGGUGCCUACGUACCAGGACACUUAGAAGCUGUAUGUAUGAUAGACCUAUGGCACAGUUUUCAACGAUGACAGAUGUCGAGAGACAGUUAAUGAAACAAAAAUGCCAUCUCAAGCCAGUUGAUAUAGUUAUGUUACGUCGUGGAGUAUACCAUGUCUUUAUUAAAGAUUAUCUCAAGGUGUUUCCACGUGACCAUGUGCUUAUUCAACGACUUGAGGAUAUUGCGGAUGAUCCAGAAGAGACACUUAUUCGGACAUUUAACUUUUUAGGUUUAAAAAUACCAUCAAAAAGUAACCUCAGAAAAAUAAUGGAUCUUGAUAUACGAAAUACAAGAAGACCAAUAAAUAUCAAAAGAGGCGGUAUGCUGGAAGCCACAAGACACAUUCUGCAUGAGUUUUACAGGCCACACAAUGAACAGCUGUCAAUCCUUCUAAAUGAUUCUAAAUAUAACUAUGGACCACGCGGAUGA
Messenger RNA from Mercenaria mercenaria, 1056 nucleotides. Its product is annotated as carbohydrate sulfotransferase 15-like. Gene Ontology annotation, biological process: hexose biosynthetic process. Lineage: Eukaryota; Metazoa; Mollusca; Bivalvia; Venerida; Veneridae. The record is from RefSeq and is a predicted model, not a curated record. Gene Ontology annotation, molecular function: N-acetylgalactosamine 4-sulfate 6-O-sulfotransferase activity. Bases 1 to 1056 code for a protein of 351 amino acids. The transcript has 7 exons.